This is a messenger RNA of Diaporthe citri, 2013 nucleotides long. RefSeq lists its product as uncharacterized. The record is from RefSeq and is a predicted model, not a curated record. The transcript has 7 exons. Gene Ontology annotation, cellular component: cytoplasm. The coding region runs from base 1 to 2013 and encodes 670 amino acids. Gene Ontology annotation, biological process: regulation of DNA-templated transcription. NCBI's taxonomy places the organism in Eukaryota, Fungi, Ascomycota, Sordariomycetes, Diaporthales, Diaporthaceae. Gene Ontology annotation, molecular function: DNA-binding transcription factor activity, RNA polymerase II-specific; zinc ion binding.
AUGGCGACCCCCCCAGUUGCUGCCGGUGCACUGGGAUCGAGGCAGAAGAACUGCAACAGCUGCGUGCAGACCAAAAGGCGCUGCGACAGGCGGACGCCCGUGUGUUCCAGGUGCGCGGAGAAGAAGAUCCCCUGCGCCUACGGCAAGGCUAGAGUGUCUAGCCAUACUGAGCAUCACAUGGAGGCGCUAAAUUUCGUCGGUCCUGGUGUUCCUCCUUUCGACUCUGUCCCGCCGUAUGAGAUAGGCUCUUUCGAUAGCCUGCCCCUGGACUCCUCAUCGGACGUACCUGGGCCUGCACCCCAAUCCGUGCCAAGUCCUUUCGUCAACGACGACGUCCUCAUGGACAACUUCAUGAGCUUUGUUGAAAAUGACAACCAAUCCAUACCGGACCGGUGGCUUGUCCCUGUCGAUGACAACGUUGCCAUAGAGCGCCCUGGCACACCAGCCGACGAAGAAAUCACAAAUUCAUACCAAAAGAUGGCGCCGUUUUGUGACAAUGUUCAACCAUGGCAUCUCUAUGACCCCAAAACGCCUCUGCACUACACUGUGAACCGGGUGAAAGCGUUUACGAAAGAGGUGGCAACACAAAGCUCUGCCCCUUUUCUACACCGAUAUCUUUACCAGACAAAUACACCGCAGUGUAUCCUCACGUGCUUCGCGACCUGUGUGCUCUACGAGAAUCGCACGCCAGGCAACACGGCGAUGGUAAUACGAGCACUCCAUGCUAACAUUCGUGAACUAAUCGACUUCGAGACUGGCCGAAUAACAGCCACACCUACCGAGAAGCUUGCGCGUGCACAGGCACUCUUUCUGUAUCAGAUAAUACGGCUCUUUGACGAUAACAUCACUUUGCGAUCGCAGGCCGAGAGAGACAUGCCACUAUUGGAGACAUGGCUCGGCGAGCUGUGCAAGAUUCGUGAGAAUUUGGGCAACUUAGGAGAUGACGCCAGAAAUCAGAAGCCGGUAGAGUGGGAGCGAUGGAUCUUCGCCGAAUCUGUGCGCAGGACUAUUGUCAUGGCAUACUCGGUAAUUGUCCUGUACAGUAUGAUGAAGACGCUCGAUGACGACAAUGGGUUCAUCCGCAUUGCCAUCGACAUGGAGACACACUCGUCCAUGAAGCGUCCCCUUGGCAAGGAUGGCCCCAUGGUCUCGCGGAUCGGUUUUGAGUACCACUGGCAGGGCGAUUCCGAGGUUAUCAUCGGCAAGUGGUUGGCACUGAACCCAGAGAAGCGCAAGGACGUCUUCAUUGCCACCAAAUUUGGCGGCGUGCGGCUGCCAGACGGCUUUGGAUUCCGCGGAGAUGCUGAAUACGUGUCUAUUGCUUGUGAGCAGAGCCUGCAAAGACUCGAGGUUGAGACCAUUGACCUCUGGCAAGGCAAGAUCCGUCACAUCGGCCUAUCCGAGGUCUCAUCAGCAACUCUGCGGCGCGCCCACGCCAUCCACCCCAUCGCGUGUGUGCAGAUGGAGUACAGCGCCUUCAGCACCGAGAUCGAGUCCCCCGAGCACCAGCUCCUCGCCACAUUCCGUGAGCUCGGCGUGGCGGUCGUCGCCUACUCCCCCUUGUCCCGCGGCCUGCUGGGCGGCGGGGUCCAGGGGCCCGACGACUUCGAGGAGGGUGAUAUUCGGCGGUUCUACCCGCGAUACUCCAGGGAGAACUUCCCCAAGAACAUGGAACUGGUUGAGGCCUUCAGGGAAGUUGCUACCGCGAAGGGGGUGACUGUUGGCCAGACGGCGCUUGCUUGGCUGCUGGCCCAGGGAGAUGACAUCUUCCCAAUUCCAGGUACGAUCAGACCAAAGUACCUGAAGGAGAAUUUUGACGCAGUGCAUGUGCAUCUCACGCCCAAGGAGUCGCAGCGUCUCCGCGAUCUGGUGGACAGGGCAUCUGUUUUCGGCGAGAGAUACCCCGCGGAGCAUGCGGGCGGCUUGUUCGCCGACACACCACUUCCCGAGGAAUGGGAUGGUGAAAAGAGGGAUGUGGUUGUCAUCGGCCGUGUUAUUCCUCCCAACAAGUAA